Molecule: messenger RNA, 2721 nt
Organism: Caenorhabditis angaria
Lineage: Eukaryota; Metazoa; Nematoda; Chromadorea; Rhabditida; Rhabditidae
Source: the annotation of a GenBank genome assembly
AUGUUAAAAAAUGUUGUCUUCUUUUUUAUAUUAUCGAUUUUCACGGUAAUUGAAGUUCAAUCAUCUUGUAAGUUUUUUUUCUACAUAAUUGAUGACCGAAUUUUUCUUUUAAGUACAAUGUUUCAAUGUUCAUUCAAGUCAUGCAAUUUCAAAUUCUGAUCCUGUUGCGGAACUUUUUCACGUCACUGCUGGUGAUUGUUUGAACUAUUGUAUUUAUGAAUCAGCAAAGAAGGGUGAUGGAUGUGUUUCGGUGGUUUUUCAUAGGAAAUUCAAUACUUGUCAACUCUACGGGCACGAUGGAACUUAUAAUGGUAGAGUUUUAGUCAAAAAAAAUCAGCGAAAAAAUUCUUUCCAGGCGCUGAAGUUGUCUACCUAGAAGAUCACGAAUUCUACAUUCGAUCAAGCUGGGAAGGCCCCUGUCAAGAUCCAAUCCAACCAGUUCGAGGCUACAAGCAAAAACCGAAUUUUGAAAUUUUCGCAUUCCCAAAUUCUCCAAUCCCAUCUGAAAGUGAAUUUGAGAAUCUUCUCCAACAACAAUUAGAAGAAGAGGAGAAUAUUUAUGAAUUUGCUACAACCACAGUUUCAAGUGUUCCAAAAAGUUUGGCCACUUUUAAAAAUCCAACUCAUGCGUAUAGUGAGUUUUUUUUUUUCAAAAAAAAGUUGCCUACUGCUGGAAUCGAACCAGCGUCGCCACGGCCACAACGUGGAGUACUAACCACUAUACUAAGUAGGCCGAGAGAAACCGUGACACAUGGCAUUGAAAUUGUGUGUGUGUGUGUUUGCAUCUCAUCUAGUUUUUCUUUCUUUUUCUCUCUCUUUGCCCUCUAGUAAAAAGAACACACACACACAUACACACACAUUUUUUAUUGCAGAAUGUUCAAAGGGUGAAACUUUGCAAUAUUUCUUGGUGUAUAGUGCACUUUUAUCAACAAAACAACUUCCACAAAGAUUGAAUGGUGUUGAUAGGCAGAGUUGUCUUAUGUAUUGUAAUCAGAAUCGAGUGAGUUUUUCAAACGGGGAGAUUUCGCACAAAGUAUAAUUCACUAUCCAAAAGUUUUCGCGCUUUUUUUUGAGACCUGACACAAUUUUAGGGGUUGGACGAAAAGCGAUGAAAUUCAACGCAAAAAUGAGAUAUUUAGAGAAAAAUAUUUUUGAUCUACCAGAAAGUUUAUUGAAAGUUUUGAAGCCUAGAACUUUUGGGUAGUAAAUUACACCCUGUGUUUUGUCAAUGAGAAACACAUGUUUCCGUACCGUUUUUAACGCUGAGAAAUUUCCCGUUUUCAGUUUUUGCUGGACGACUCUCUGAAGAGCCCAAAGUGAGCCAAAAGUCAAGAGUUUGCGCGUUUUUGAGAGCCCGUCACUCAUGUUAGAAAAUCUUUUAUAAAACACGGAGCACUGAGCGAUGUUCAGGAGGGUUGGUUUACCAAGUUCAAAAGUUUAGACAAAAUUUUCCAAAAAUUUUCAAAUGGGCCUGAGCCAUUUUCUGAAAAAAAGUAUGGAUUUAAAAAAAAAUUUGUGACUUUGGUAAAUCGACCCUUUUGAACAACAUAAUGCAUUCAAUUUUUCAAUGAAAAUCAUCUCUAACAUGAGUUAUGGACUCUCAAAACCACGAAAUUUCAAAAAUUCUCAACUUUCGGCUCAUUUUUGGGCUCUUCAGAGAGUUUCUCAGCAAAAACUGAAAACAGGAUUUUUCUCAUCGUGAAAAACUGUACUGCUCUCGUAAAUGUUAUUUCAUUUUUGGUUGAAACAUGUUUUUGUAGAACGCAAUCGGUGAAAACGUACCUUGCUAUUCUCUGAAUUACGAGCCUAAUGAGGAGAUUUGUGAAAUGUAUGGGAAACAAAAUCGUGAGCAAAAAACAUGGGCUCAAUUAGAAAUUGGUGGACAACAUGUUUUUGCAGAUAAGUUUUGUGUGAAAGGUGAGUUCUUUUGACUCUUUUGACUUUUUUCACAAGAAUUCCAAGUUUUUCAGCAAAACGCGAUUGCCCAUUAGAAACUCUCUAUCCAGUCUACUUGCAAAAACAAAUCACAUCUGAUGUGAUUUCGCAUAUCCCUGGCCUCAACUCAAAGGUUGCUUGUCUAGCUGAAUGUAUAGAUAAUAGAAGUUGCGAGGUGCUAAAUCAUUUUUUUCUUGAAAAAUAUAUUUUCAUUUUUUAGGCAAUAACAUAUAAAACUGGAAUGUGUGUUUUGCAUUCAGUGUCACCAUCGAAAAAUGAGGUGGUUUUGAGUAAAGGCUCGGAGCAGACUAUGGUUAUCGAGAAUGGGUGUCAUACUUCAAGUCGAUUGGAGACUACGACCACUUGUGAGUUUUCCUGGGGGGUUUUUGCAAAGUGUCGUUUGGAGUUUCAAAUCUUUGAGAAAAAACCACUAGAAUUUGGAUUUUGAACUUUUUUUUUUGAAAAUAUAAAUGAAAAACUGAAAAUUUCGAUUGAAAUUCAAAAUAUUUCUGGACUUUUGCUAAGUUCUUGAGUUCUGUAGAUUCAAUAUUCCCUCAUUCUCUAUCUAUAUCCGAAAUCAGUUCUUCUUGUUUACUAAAAUCAAUAGAAGAUCAAGAAGAUCACAAAGAUGUAUCAUAAAAUGUUUCUUUUGCAGUCACACCCUCCGAAUCAUCCUGGGAAGAAUGGUCACUUUGUCAAUAUGGAUCAAAAGGUCGCCGAAUGCGCGUUCGACAACGCGAAUGCAAUGAUGAUUGUGAUGAAGAUUUACAAAUGGAAGAAUGCUAA